AUGUAUAAGCUAUUGAAACCAGUGCAGAAAGAGAUUUCAAGUUUUGAGACUCUGCAGGAAUUAGCUCCUGCAUUGAAUGAGGAACUUUGUACAGAACUAGUAAUUAAAGAUGUAAUGGAUCAAGUAGAAGUUGACAAUGUUGAUGACGCAAUUAAACAGCAAUAUAAAGAAGCACUAAACGACAGAAUGAGACCACAACAAGUACCAGAUUUAUCACAGCAUGUUUUAUGUACUGAGGCAAUUGUACAAGAUGAUAUUCCAUUACUACCACCACCACCUCCACCACCAAAAAUGAGAGUUCCAUCACUCCCACCAAACUGGGAAAUUGCAAAAGACUUGGAGGGCAAUGUGUACUAUUAUCAUGCUAAAACCAGACAAACUCAGUGGUCUCUACCAGUUUGGGAUGAUUAUAACAGUCAAGAUGUUGUGGAUAUUAAGGUUUCCCUGGAUGAAGAUAGGAAAGCAACGAGAAAUGAGAAUACAAAAAGUGUGACAGGAAAUCUCUUUAGUAUGGAAAUAGAUUCUGAAGUAAUACCGCCUAAUGUAACAGAUGAUUCAGAAUCUACUAUGUAUACAGCAACCCAAGUGCCAAGUAUGAAUGAGGACGACCUAUUGGCAAAAGUCUGUAUUUCAGAAUUAUGGAAGUGGGACAACGUUGACAAGAAUGACACAGUUGGUAAAAUUGAGAACAUCAAUGUAACACUGGAAAGCUUAUUUUUUAUGAGAGGAUUUUUGCCAGAUGAGGUUAUUGAUGCUUAUUUACAUCAGCUGACUGUAGGAUCAACUGGAACAAUUUACAUCAAUAGUACUAUUAUGACAGCUAUUGCAAACAGGCAAACAGAGACACAUGGCUAUUUACAAGAGGUCAACUUCCAAGAAUAUGACUGUGUUAUUGGUGCAGUGAAUGAGGGAGAAAACCACUGGACUCUUUUGUCAACAAGUGGAACCAACAACUUAAUGUCUCCUGGACAGAGUACACAGUUAGCUAGUGAUACAAAUGAAUCACAGUAUUCAGGAAUUGUAAAUUUGUCCGAUGACAUAAGUGUCCAACAGUCCUCUGAGGUUUCACAGCCAGCUAUUGGAAACAAUAAGUUGAUAUUAUCUGAAACUAUACAGCCAGAACCUUGUACUAACGAGACAGCAGUAUCUUGUAGUGAUGAUGGAACAACUCUUGCAGGCAACAUGAGUGAUGAUGGUGAAAAUGAGGAAGAAGCAGUACAUGUAGAUGACAACCACAAAGGAGGAACUAGAAAACCAAAAAGGCCAUGUCCAUUUUGUGGUAUAUUUCAAAGUCGAUUAAGCAGGCAUAUUCUAACUAAACAUAAGGACAACGAUGAGGUAAAGGCAGCAAAGCAGCUUCCAGUAAAGGACAGAAAUCAGGUCUUGUGCAAUUUGAAAAGGAGAGGCUAUCACCAGUACAACUUGAAGCUAAUGAAAGAGGAUGACUUUGAUGUAAAGCAAAUACUUAAGGAAAGGCAGACAAGAAAACAGAGGGAAGGAGAUGCCAUGGAAAGUAGGGUUAUGUGUUCCACAUGUCAGGGGUAUUUUGUAAAAGAACACUUGAACAUUCACAGAAACAAAUGUUCAGCAGCAGAGGGAACAACAAUUACACCAACUGCAAUUCCACUUUCUGCUGUUAGAGAUGAUGGUUACACUGAAGAUUAUAAGGCAGACAUCUUAAGUGGCUUUUUGGAUGACACAAGUGGAAAGUUUUGUAAAACUGAUAAAUACCUAAAAGAUUUUGGAUUUCACAGUUACAGAAGAUUUGCAGCAAGGAAGGAUAAAAACCCACAGAAUAGAAAAAAUAUAAUGAAGCACAUGAGGAUGCUAGCAAAUCUUUUCUUUUGUUUUAAAAGCGAGGCAGCUAAAAUUGGCGUAGACAUAAAUGCAACAUUAGACAUGUUUAAAAUGGAACACUUUACCACUUUUAUGGAUGCUAUCCAUGUGAUGGCUGCAAAAGACGAUGGUGGCAUGAAAUCUGGAUUAAAGAAAAACGUAGGUCAUCUUUUAAAAAAUGUUAUUAAACAUAUAAAAGGGCAGCAUUUAUUGAAGGGUAAGAAAGAUGAGCUGGUAAAAAUUGAGGAAUUUAAAACAUUAUUUGAUUAUUACAGAAAGGAGAUAUUCGAUGGAGCUGAAUACAAUUGUAUUAAGAAUAGACAGGAAAACUUGAGGCGACCCCAAUAUUUACCUCUUGAUGAUGAUGUAAGAAGAUUGCGAAAUUACACCCUUACUGGAAUUGCUCAGAUGGAUGACCCAUAUCAGAUUUUAGAUGUUAAUGAAUAUCCCCGGCUUAGAGAUCUUGUGGUGGCAAGAAUUACACUGUUUAAUGCCAAGCGGGGAGGAGAACCAAGUAGACUUACUAUAAAAGAAUGGAAUGAUGCAAAAGAUGGCGUCUGGUUAGAUGAAACCCACAAGAAAAAAGCCAAAACAUCAGAAGAACUUGAAUUGUUUGAAAUAUACAAAUUGUCAUAUCAGUCUGGCAAAAGUGUAUGCCAUAUGCUCCCAACGCUCAUUCCGAAAGAUUCUUGGAAAGCUAUAAGAAAGCUUACUGAUCCACAGAUAAGACAGAUGGCAGGUGUAAAACCUAGUAAUAUAUAUGUAUUUCCAAACAUCAAAGGCUCCAAUUUUCAUGUAAAUGGAUGGAAUAGUGUAAACAAAGUUUGUAAGCAGGCAGGGCUGACAAAAGAGAUUAAUGCCACCCAAAUGAGACAUUACAUGUCAACUGUGUUUGCAAACUUGGAUGUACCAGAGACAGACAGGCAGGCUUUUUAUAGACACAUGGGCCAUUCAGAAGAAAUCAAUAAACAUGUUUACCAAUGUCCAUUGGCUGUUCAAGAAAUUACAAAAGUUGGAAAGUUUUUUUAUCUUAUGGACAAAGAUGGUAUUAAAGCUUAUCCUGAUUCUCAGUCAUUACCAGCAAAAAUGCAAAAUGCUGACCAAGAAGAUGUUGCGGGUACUUCAUAUGACAAUAGUGGUGGUACUGAUGAAAAUACAGAUAUAACAGAGAGUGAUGAGGAUUCAGGUUCAAGUUCAAGUUUUGGAAGAGCAAAGAGAGGGAAAAAAAGAAAGAAUAGAGUUAUUAAAUACAGUUCUUCAGAGGAUGAUUCUAGUCCACAAAGUGAUGACAAUUCUGAUGAAGGCAACAUUCAACAAAAGAGAGGAUUGAAAAGAAAGAGCAAAGUUAUUGUUUCCUUUGUGGGUAGCAAUCAACAAAAGAGAGGAUUGAAAAGAAAGAGCAAAGAUGAAGAAAUUGAAGAAGAAAUUGCAGAACUAUUAAGAACAAGAAAGAAAGGAAGACGAUAUGUUCAAUGGAGUGAGAAAGAUUCAAACACUGUAAAAUCCUACUUCAAACAAUACAUCCAGGAUGUAUCUAAAGAAGGUGCAAAAGGGAGAAUGCCUGGUUUUAAGGACAUAAAAAUAUUUAUGGAGUUACAUCCAAGUGUAAUGGCCCAAGAGACUGACUUUUUGACAAGGAGAGAUAUUAUCAAAUCAAAAAUAUUUAAUGAAAGAAAAAGGUUCAGAGGAAUAUAUGAGGAGAGGAAAAAGAAAUUUUACUGUUAA
Messenger RNA from Mytilus californianus (California mussel), 3561 nucleotides. RefSeq lists its product as uncharacterized. Gene Ontology annotation, molecular function: DNA binding; protein binding. The record is from RefSeq and is a predicted model, not a curated record. Gene Ontology annotation, biological process: DNA recombination; DNA integration. The coding region runs from base 1 to 3561 and encodes 1186 amino acids. Lineage: Eukaryota; Metazoa; Mollusca; Bivalvia; Mytilida; Mytilidae. The transcript has 20 exons.